UAAUUUACGGGUACAUGGACGGUAAACUGGCUUUCAACUGUAUGUAGCAAACACAUGUGUCAUUUUUUACGAUUAUCAAUGCACAUCCAUAUACAUAAAUUAAUUAAUCCUGCAAACGGGUCUCUGAUUGAUCGUCGUCUGAAAUAUAACCCUAUGACUCGCGUGCAUCUCUACCGAAUCAGUUAUUGAGUUGUAACAGAUAAUGGCGGCUUUAAGUAAAACCGCGUUCAACGUUUUUUUGGUGGUCAUGUUCCUUGGAAUUUCAGUAUCGUAUUUGGCAUACUCCAUCGUGGUUGAACCAGAGUCUUUCAUGUUUAGUUACCUGGCAAUGACUGCGUCGUCUGGUAAAGUUUCAGAGAUUUUCAAUUUGCCACAUUCCGUCGCUUCUAUUCUGAUGCCGAAAGUAGAUGUUAGCGAACUCGAGUCUAACAAGACCAUCACCAUAAGUACCAGCGAAACACAAGAACAGCUUGGGCCACAAUAUACGUCAAUAAGGAAAGGAUAUUUACUUCCUAUUCAUCACUAUGGAAGCGGUCCAAAUUUUAAUUUUGAACAUUUCAGGACAGCCACACUAUUUGCCUUGUACACUAAUAGAACAAUUGUGGAGAAAUGGUUUCAUACUCACCGGAGCCAAAAUUCAGAUACGAUGGGUUGGAAGUUUCUGAAUGAGACUUUCGAUGUAAAUAAACUGAGGAAGAUAGUAGCUGUGGCAAGUAUCGACGAAUUCAAAAGUAAGUGCAAUAACACCGCCAACACAGUUAUUGCGUUGGCCUCGAAUCGUGUCGAUGUUGAAGAAAUGUACCAAAAACACGUAGAAUUAUAUGAAAAAGAAUAUGGCAUAUUUAUGCAAGAUUGGUCUCAGAUAACUGUAACUGCGAACCCUAAAGAUGUUUUCAACUCAUUGAAGAACGUAGGAUGUGUUGGGAUAUAUAUGCCAAGAGAUUUCGACUCAUUCAAAUUUCCUGAACGAUCGGAGCUUCUGAAGCAGAUUGACAUGCAUCUAAUUCGACCUCAGAGAGUACGAGAAAUGGCUAUUGCGGUGAACAAAGUCAUAUUUCAUAACCAACCAUAUAUGGCAGUGCACUUUCGAACGAAGACUGAGGAAGGGUGUCGCGGUAAUUAUACAAACUGUGAUCCAGACAGAGUAGCAGCUAUGAAACGGUCAGCAAUUAGUGUAUCGGAGGAUUUCCACACGUUAAUGUCAAAGAGAAAUAUAUCAGCUUUGUAUAUGGCUCUUCCAAAUUAUGCAAUGAAGAUUCCCAAUGUAGUCACAGCAGAAGAUAUAGCGGCAUUACCAUCCAUAGCACCAGUGAAAGACGAUAACUACGUGAUGUCUUUGGUAGAACAAGAACUGUGCAUACGCGUGGAGCCUCAAUUUUAUAUAUACGAAUACAUGCCGAUAACAACGUUCGCCGAAGACAGUUCUUCUAACGGUAAUACUGCAGCACUUUGGACAAAUGGAGUACAACUCAAUCUAUCCCAACCCGAUUAUCAUACAUCGCAGCGAAAAGAGAAAACUAUAAGUGAAAAAAAGCAUAUGAAAAAUACUAAUUUGACGGUUUUAGAAGUUGAAUUAAAAUACACUUGUAUGCACAACACUACUGUUAAUGGACCCAGAUCUAAUGGUUAA
Molecule: messenger RNA, 1630 nt
Organism: Saccoglossus kowalevskii
Lineage: Eukaryota; Metazoa; Hemichordata; Enteropneusta; Harrimaniidae
Biological process (GO): protein O-linked glycosylation via fucose
Molecular function (GO): peptide-O-fucosyltransferase activity
Source: RefSeq, a predicted model, not a curated record